This is a messenger RNA of Symsagittifera roscoffensis, 1314 nucleotides long. RefSeq names its product purine nucleoside phosphorylase-like. Gene Ontology annotation, cellular component: cytoplasm. The coding region runs from base 7 to 897 and encodes 296 amino acids. The record is from RefSeq and is a predicted model, not a curated record. NCBI's taxonomy places the organism in Eukaryota, Metazoa, Xenacoelomorpha, Acoela, Convolutidae. The transcript is spliced from 6 exons. Gene Ontology annotation, biological process: nucleoside metabolic process. Gene Ontology annotation, molecular function: purine-nucleoside phosphorylase activity.
UUUUGUAUGAUGUCAUCUUCCUCUUCAGCAUCUCAUAGUGAACCCCUCUUCUCUUACGAGACAGUUUGUGCAAUCAAAGAUGACCUCCAGUCCAAACUAGGGGGGAGGAGUCCCUCUUUUGGGAUCAUACUGGGCAGUGGGCUGGGGGGACUGGGUGAACAUAUCGAGGAUGCAGUUAUUGUGGAUUAUGGGGAUGUGAAAUGUUUUCCUAAAUCGACUGUUGUCGGACACAAAGGCAGAUUCAUCUGUGGUGUGUUUGGUGGGAAAACAGUGUUGUGCAUGCAGGGGAGAUUCCACUGCUACGAGGGACACCACCCACAGCUAACUACACUCCCAAUCAGGGUGAUGUCUCUGUUGGGAAUAAAGAGUCUAAUCGUGACCAAUGCGGCGGGGGGCAUGAAUGAACUUUUCUCAGUGGGGGACCUCAUGCUCAUCAAAGACCAUAUCAAUCUAGCCGGAAUGGUGGGUGCUUUGAACCCUCUGAUUGGCCACAAUGAGAGCAGGUAUGGGGGAGAGAGGUUCAUAGCGACUAGUAAAGCAUACGACAAAGAAUAUGGACAACUGUUCAAGGCCGCAGCUGCCAAACUUGGACUCGCAGAUAUCAUCAGAGAUGGCGUGUACACAUUCCUGUCUGGGCCCUGUUUCGAGACCAUAGCUGAAGUGAGGAUGUUGAAGACUAUGGGUGGAGAUGCAGUGGGUAUGUCCACAGUCCCAGAGGUCAUUGUGGGCGUGCACUGUGGCAUGCGUAUUCUUGGCGUGUCUCUUAUCACGAACGAGGCUGUGACGUCAUACGAGUCAGUGGCAGUGGCCAAUCACGAGGAAGUGUUGGAGACAGGUCGCAAGAGGGCGCAAGACAUGGUCAAACUUGUGGAGGAGUUUCUCACACAACUGAAGUGAACAAAAAUUCGAUCACGAUUUAACAUCAAUGUCACAAUGAAGAUAAAUGGCUGGGAGAGAAAAAGUGAAUCGCGGUAAAAUGAAUUGAAGAAAGCCUUGAGUUAAGGAUUCAAUCUCCGACCUCUGACUUGUUUAAGUGAACGAUCCCUUUCAAUUUAACUGUCUAUUUUAUGGAAUUUGGGAGGCGAAAGUAAUUUAUUGCAGCUCAAAAUAGUUGGUCACAAUUUGCGGAAAACUGCACUUGAGCUGAAAUUAAUUUCUCAGUUGAUGAUAUCUCUGUAAACUAUGUGCUAUCGCUGUAUUUGAAGAAUUGAAGAAUUUAUUUUUCAAUCACUAAGCUGUCUACUUAAUGUUGUAAAUUUGUUUUGUAGAUCACAGUUCUAUCUUUGUAAUAAAACUUUUUGUGUCUUUUUGUCA